CUUUUCAGAAACGAACGCGUCGUCCCAAUGCUCCCCUUUCCCCAAGAACGGACACGGACUUAGAAGAAGCUGCGUACCGGGGUGCGCAGCGUACCUACUUACGCCUUCAUAGUCUUAUAGGCAUCCGCUACUCGUCGGCAAAGAAAAGCGGACCAAAUGGAGACAGAGCGUCAACAGCCUUCGCGGGCUUCUGUCCGGGUCUCUUCAGACGCGCAUGUAGCCCAUGUCGGCGUUCAAGAGCUGCUAGGCUUGCGGGAAAAGGAGCUCCGGGAGAUAUAUGCAGCUAUGGAGCAACGUCUGAAGGAGAAGGAACUGGAGUGCCACUCUGUGCAGGAGCGACUUCGUUUACUACAAGAGGAUUUCAUAUACAAUCUAUCACUUCUGGAGGACCGCGACCGAGAAUUGGAGCGCUUCGACAGGAUCACAGAGGGACUAACAUCAGAUGUAAAUGAUAGGGAAGCGCGGAUAGCGGAGCUCAAAAUGGUGGUUCGUGAGAGGACCACCGACAUUGCCAACUUAAAAUCGUUGAUGCAGGCUCAGGAGCAGCAGCACCAUGAGCUCCUUCGAAAGCUUCAGACAGAUGAUGAGAUGAUGAUGAAACAUCAGGAAGAUGUCCUCCGAACGAGAAUGGAAGAGUUCGAACUAGAGCGGGCCGAUUUGCAAAUGCAGAUGAAGAAGCUCGAACAACAAUUGGAGCUCCAAAGGACUGCUCACUUGGCAGAGAUGCAGCAGCAAAAAAGGUCGCAGGAAAUUGUAUUGCGUGCUCUCAAGCAGGACUUGGCACGGCAGCUGCUUGAAGCGGAACAUGACGUGUCGCGGGCAACGGCCGAACUCCAUGCUGUGAAGGGGGCGCGGGAGGCGAUCGAGAAAAAGCUGGAAGAACAGAUGGAUGCCAAUCAGAAAAUCGAAAGCAAACUGCAGCAAGCUGGUUGGGAAGGGGCGGACGCGAAGAAAGAGUCGGCGAUUCGCAUAGCGGAGCUUGAAGAGCAACUAAGACAGAGCGAGACCGCAGCCGCGCAGGCGCAGACUGCGUUUGAGACUCGGCAAAAGAAGCUUAUGCUCGAUUCUGAGGAGAUGAAAAAGUGUCUAGAACACGACAAGACUAUAGCCGAGGAACGGAAUGAGACGUUGACAAAGCAGUUAGCAAUGGCAAUGGACCAAGCGGCAAUGCAAAGAGAUGAAAUCGUGAAAGCCUACCAGCAGCUGGAGAAAUUGGUUGCGCAUAAGGAGGAAGACAUCCGAACGCUGCACAACCGACUCAGUAUGGAGAAAAGCAAGGUUUCACGCCAUGGCGAAACGAUUGCUAAGCAGCAAGACCGCAUUAGCACACUGGAGGCAGAGCUCGACCGUCGGUGUCAUGCUAAUGAGCAGCUGCAUCAAGAGAUGGCUUCUUUGGUAGCUUCGGAGCAAGAUCUGCGACGGAACCUGACUGAGCAGAAGCUGGAAAAAGAAAGAAGCUUGGCAGCGCUACACCGUAAAGACGUAGAUGAUCAGAGCCAACUGGUUCGCGGUUUAAUCGCUGCAAAAGAGAUAGCAGAAGCGGAAGUCAAACUACUCCGAAGCAAGCUUGGAAUGGCAGCGCAUGCACAUCUAAGGUUGAGACCAGCAUCCACACCUCCCUUCCCAUCCUACGACACUGGGCAACAACAAGAGGAUCGCCUGUCGCCCGACCCAACGAGCGAUCGUGAUACAUACUGGCAGAAUGAGAAUGCGCGCCUCACAUCGAUAAUACAUCAAAUGCGGCAUGAUAUGGAAAUCAUGCAUCAAGCCAUGGCAAGCAACGCAAGCACACAGCAACGGAAGAUGAGCCCGGAGGGUUUCCGAUUGAACGACGAUGCCCAGCAGUUACAUAACCAGAUCACCAAACUGCAAGGUCUGCUGGCCCAAAAGCAGACCAUAAUCGACCAGCUUCUCGAUCAGCAACAGAAACUGCACGAGAAGUUGGGGCAGUCUUUACGAUCCGCCUCAGCUGUCGGAGGAGGAGCUGGUGUGCAGGGGGGAGACAGGGACGUAGAAAACCAGUCCGGAUCCGAGCCGCUGGUGGAUAAGCUGCGGGCGGAGAACCAGCAGCUUCGGCAGCGGUUGACGGCGUUACAUGGUGAUAUGCAGCGGUUGGCACAGGAACGGGCUCGACUACUGGAUAUGAGCAACGCGCUUAAGGCGGAGGUCCGGUUUUGGACGGAGAAGAAUGGGGACAAGGCCCAUGCUGCCACUCAAACGCUAACAAGUUCACAAGUGAAAACAGCACGUCAAAAACCAUGGGCGACCCAAAACUCCAUCCCACGGCCCAUCAAACAAAGCGCGCGCGCAACACCCAGCCAACGCGAGGCGCAAGAACGGUUAGCCACUAGCAAACGCGCCAACUCACCGACCCUCGCUGAAUUGAGUCCGGAUGAAGGGGAGCAUUUGCUCAGGCUCAAGCUAAGGGCUCGUGGGAUACGGAAUUGGAAUGAGAGGAGUGACGAUGAUGACGAUAGUUGAGGGCGGACUACCCAUCGCAUCUCUCGACAGCACACACUUGUAUAUAUAUGAUCUUCAAGAUCAGAAACUCGGUUCAUGAACAUUGGUCAUGAACAUUACGCACCGGCUCUAAACGCCAAAAUAGAUGAGCCGCCGACAUGCCUAGAAUAUUGUAACAAUAAGGGAGGAGAGCCGAUAGGCCACAUGAUGCCCAUAAAUCAAAAUGCAAGGAAGCGUGGGCAACGCCGUAUCUCACAAACGCAGGACACCAAAAAGAGAUAUACGUAUGUACAGCA
Molecule: messenger RNA, 2756 nt
Organism: Fimicolochytrium jonesii
Lineage: Eukaryota; Fungi; Chytridiomycota; Chytridiomycetes; Spizellomycetales; Powellomycetaceae
Exons: 14
Coding region: 157-2481 (774 amino acids)
Source: RefSeq, a predicted model, not a curated record